CCCCACUGCGCUCUCUGGCCAAGGGCGCAACCAUGAAGAAGCAAUUCAACCGCAUGCGGCAGCUCGCCAACCAGACCGUGGGCAGAGCUGAGAAAACAGAAGUUCUGAGUGAAGAUCUGUUGCAGGUGGAGAAGCGUCUGGAGCUGGUGAAGCAAGUCUCCCACAGUACACACAAGAAGCUGACAGCGUGUCUUCAGGGUCAGCAGGGAUCCGAUUCUGAUAAGCGCUCGAAGAAAUUGCCUUUGACGUCACUUGCCCAGUGCUUGAUGGAGGGUUCUGCCAUUCUAGGGGAUGACUCCCUGCUUGGGAAGAUGCUGAAGCUCUGUGGGGAAGCCGAGGACAAGCUAGCUCAGGAGCUCAUCCACUUUGAGCUGCAAGUUGAAAGGGAUGUGAUUGAGCCUCUCUUCGUAUUGGCUGAGGUAGAAAUCCCAAAUAUCCAAAAACAGAGGAAGCACUUAGCAAAAUUAGUUCUGGACAUGGAUUCAUCAAGGACAAGAUGGCAGCAGUCAGCCAAGUCUUCAGGUUUAUCAAGCAACUUGCAGCCCUCGGGUGCCAAAGCGGAUGCUCUCAGGGAAGAGAUGGAGGAGGCAGCAAACAAAGUGGAGAUUUGCAGGGAUCAGCUCUCAGCUGACAUGUACAAUUUUGUGGCCAAAGAGAUAGACUAUGCAAACUAUUUCCAGACCUUAAUAGAAGUGCAAGCAGAGUACCACAAGAAGUCGUUGGCACUUUUGCAGAAUGUAUUGCCUCAGAUCAAAGCACAGCAGGAAGCUUGGAUUGAAAAGCCCUCCUUUGGGAAACCUCUGGAGGAACACCUAGCUGUCAGUGGCCGGGAGAUUGCCUUCCCCAUUGAAGCGUGUGUCACCAUGCUCCUGGAGUGUGGCAUGCAAGAGGAGGGUCUUUUCCGAGUGGCUCCCUCAGCCUCCAAGCUAAAGAAGCUGAAGGCAGCCCUUGAUUGCUGUGUUGUGGAUGUUCAGGAGUACUCAGCAGACCCCCAUGCGAUUGCAGGAGCACUGAAGUCCUAUCUCCGAGAACUGCCAGAGCCACUUAUGACAUUUGAACUCUAUGAAGAAUGGAUUCAAGCCUCCAAUAUCCAAGACCAAGACAAGAGGCUGCAAGCCCUGUGGAAUGCCCUGGAGAAAUUGCCCAAGGCCAGCUACAGCAAUCUAAGGUACUUGAUCAAAUUCCUGGCAAACUUAACGGAAUACCAGGAUGCAAACAAAAUGACUCCGAGCAACAUAGCGAUUGUGCUGGGGCCGAACCUUCUCUGGCCUCAGGCAGAAGGAAACAUCACCGAGAUGAUGGCAACCGUUUCCUUGCAGAUAGUUGCAAUUAUUGAGCCCAUUAUCCAGCAUGCAGAUUGGUUCUUUCCUGGAGACAUUGAAUUCAACUUGACUGGCAAUUAUGGCAGCCCUGUGCAUGUGAACCACAAUGCAAAUUACAAUUCCAUGCCAUCGCCAGAGAUGGACCACGCUGACCGCAAGCAUCCGGAUCAGACCCGGCGACCGCUCAGUGUUGCCACUGACAACAUGAUGCUGGAGUUCUACAAGAAGGAUGGCAUGGGCGUCCGGGUGAUGGACACCUCUUGGGUGGCUCGCAGAGGCACCUCCGUAGUUCGUAAGGCCUCCUCCACCCCUCCUGCCAUGCAGCCCCCUGCUCCGCCUUCUGACCUUGCUGCUACUCCUCAGUCACCAAUUCCUGAGCAAUCUCUUGACAUUUCAGCUACUCCCUCCCCUACUCCAACUAGCUUCGGCUUCCCACCAGGGGCUGAGCAAGCAAGCACGGAUGGUGUGUCGUCUAGUUGGUCGGAUUCCUGUUACAUCUACCCAUCCCCCGAGGACGACAAGCCCUCCCCUUCGCCCUGCUACUCCUCCUUCCACCCCUUCCUCCCCAAGCCUGGCCCUUGCACUAGGCCCGAGCCUCCCAUGCCCCUGUCCCGGUGGUCAGGGUUCAGCCAAACUCUGCCUCCCCCUUCGUCCUCCUCCUCCUCCUCCUCUUCCUCCUCCCUCUCCCCUCAGCAGCUUGACAUUAACUCCAACCCCAAGCCGUACUUCCUGCACCUUCCUAAGCAAAGCUCCCUCACAGAGUCGCAUGGUCCUGAAACUAACCUCUCCCCCAUCUACUUGAAAAGCCCCCUCCCCUUCUCCAAACCCGAUCCUCCUGGCACUCCUCACAGCCCCUAUGUGUCAGUCUCUCCCCCCUGGGUCAGCUGCACCUGUGCCAGAGACAGAGGAGCCGGGCUCGCUAGCGCACUAAAAACCAAGGAGCUCUCUCCAGUGUCUGGGCAGAAAGGCAGCCCGGCAUGUGGCCACAUGGUGCCAUGUGGUGCAACGGCACAGCAGCCGCCUGGUCCCACACCGCAGCUGUCCACAGAGCAGAGUCCCCACACUCUACGGAAAGUUUCGAAGAAGCUGGCCCCAAUCCCUGCCAAGGUUCCUUAUGGCCAGUCCAGCGGUAUGUCCGAUCAGUCCACGGGGCAGCCAUCCCCAGCCAGCCUUUCUCCUACCCCACCGAGCACCCCGUCGCCCUAUGGACUGAGUUACCCACAAGGUUAUUCCCUGGGCUCAGGCCCACUGUCCCCAGCCGCUGCUCCUUCCCUGUCUUCUCCUCCUUCCCUGACAAGCACUUUAACCAAAUCUCGGCCCACCCCCAAGCCACGACAGAGGCCCACGCUGCCGCCUCCACAGCCGCCCACAUCAAACACAUCUGGCUCUAGUCCACAGUCCACGGAGCACACCAUACUAGACGGCAUGUCCCCCGGGGAGAGCAUGUCCACAGAUCUAGCCCACCUUGAUAUACCUUCCAUCCAUGUAGAGGCCGAUGCCACGCUUCACCUGGACCCGCUGGGACAAGUCCAGAGACAUCCAGUACAAGGAAAAAUCAAUUCAGAGGAGGAUUCAGAAAGCACCGCCCUAUGACACGAAGUCCCUUCUUCCUCUUGUAUGCUCUUGUACAUAUCAAUGCCCCACGAACACUACUGAAGGAGAUGUGCCCAGAGACCUUGUCAGGGGGUGUCUCUUCUGGCGUUCCAGUUGCCAACCACCUGUGUGAGACUGACAGCCCCGUGGGCCUGGUGCUAAGCCUGUCUCUGUGGCAAAGGGCAUUGCUGGUGCAAUUUCCAUUAAUUUAUUUUUUCUCCUGUUUGUUUAGCCUUAUCCAAUUUUUGCCUUUUUGACGUGGUGCCUAUUUAUCUCCCUUACAUGCUUGGGGCCCUUUCAAAAUAAGUAGUCUCAACUGCAGAUCCCUUUCACUCCAGCCUUGGAAUGAAAGACAUGGGUAGGAAAACAGCAGGCUGGCUCACUGGGGGAGUUCCAUAGAAGGCGCCCAUCAGGUUUGGCUUACUGGCCUUGGCAAGGUCUUCCCUUUUAGUCAGCUCCUGCUGUUGCUCCAGCUGCCAUGACUGUUUCCCCCUGCUAAGCCAAUCCACAUAUGCUGGUUCAUGGUUCCCGUCCCUGCGGAUUGGCCAAGGAAUGGAACUCCUUUUUGUUCAGAAGGGGAAGGCAAGCAGGACCCUCCAAAGGGGAAGGCAAGGCAGCCCCCCUCCCCAAAAGCCUGUUUUCUGAAAUGCAAAGCAAAUAGCAUUUGGGGCAGCAUGAAUCCUGUGUAAGCCUCCAAAAGGAAAAGGGAAAAAAGCAUUUCACCCUCUAUGAAUCAUUUAUAAAUCCAUUAUUCCCCAGUUAUGUGGGCCUGCCCUUCUUUCGUUCCUUCUUCCUUUUGUGUGUUUGCCUCUAGUUAGCAGUGAGAAGCUCACAGAAAGGGAUGCAAAGGGACUGUUGCUGGAGGAAAUGUAGCAUUGCUUCAUUUGGCCGGGGUCAGGAGAGGGAGGGAGGGAGUGGCAGCUCUGAUGUGGGGUAGGUGACGUUUCCCAUAUGUAGAGAAGCAGUUACUCACUUAGCAAUAAAAGUGUUCCCAAAUGUUUCCCCUGCAGCAUGAUGCGAGAGGUGGAAUUUGGCCAUGUGGAGUUCUUGUUCACCAGCGGCAUGGACUAAUUCCCCAUUCCCCUUCUCUCAGCCGAGUGUUCAUGCCUUAAUGACAGGCAAAAGGGAGAUGAACUCCACCAACAGAAUACGUUUGCAGUGGCUGGAUUGCAGCUCCCUGUAGUGUUUAGCCCAGGGUCCAACUGAGUAGGGUAGAGCUCUUGGCUGUGCAUGCAAAGACAGAUGUAACCUUUUAUCCCUUUAAAAGAGAUGAGAGAGAGAUAUAUCUGCCAAGAUAGAUAUAUAUUUGUAUAUAUAAAGUCUAUAAAUAUAUAUAUUUGAUUUAUUUGGGGCCAUUCCAUCUGAACGGGUGUACAAAUUUACAAUGUAAAUUUAAAUGCUUAUAAUUCUUCCAACACACACAAUUUAUGGUAAAUGUCUCCAAACUCCUUUUUGGUAGCAUUUUUGCAAGUCUGGAUGCUCUUGCUUUGCCACAGGCUGUGAUAAUGUGUAAUUCAUCACCCAAAACGGAAGAGGCAGGAAAACAGGUGCAAAUUCUUACUAAAAGGUGGUGGUGGGAGGGUGGUAUUCUAACUACUCUCCCCAGUUCUGGUCACUCGGUGUUUUUGCCGCUCCCACGGGAGCCACACACCCAGACCAAGCACUGAGCAGCCCCUUUCUUGGGGGCAUCUCCUGCUUUCUCCAUUCCUGCCCCAGCCUCUCCAUUCCCUCAACUUAUGGUGUCAUUAAAGUACAGUUAAUAACUUU
Molecule: messenger RNA, 4682 nt
Organism: Varanus komodoensis (Komodo dragon)
Lineage: Eukaryota; Metazoa; Chordata; Lepidosauria; Squamata; Varanidae
Gene: ARHGAP44
Product: Rho GTPase activating protein 44
Exons: 21
Coding region: 33-2915 (960 amino acids)
Biological process (GO): positive regulation of GTPase activity; regulation of dendritic spine morphogenesis; neurotransmitter receptor transport, endosome to postsynaptic membrane
Cellular component (GO): presynaptic active zone; postsynaptic density; cytoplasm
Molecular function (GO): protein binding; GTPase activator activity
Source: RefSeq, a predicted model, not a curated record